Messenger RNA from Aspergillus glaucus CBS 516.65, 5583 nucleotides. RefSeq names its product putative ABC bile acid transporter. The transcript has 2 exons. Gene Ontology annotation, molecular function: ATP hydrolysis activity; ATP binding; ABC-type peptide transporter activity. Gene Ontology annotation, biological process: transmembrane transport. Lineage: Eukaryota; Fungi; Ascomycota; Eurotiomycetes; Eurotiales; Aspergillaceae. Gene Ontology annotation, cellular component: fungal-type vacuole membrane; fungal-type vacuole. The coding region runs from base 439 to 5475 and encodes 1678 amino acids. The record is from RefSeq and is a predicted model, not a curated record.
CAGAAGUGUUGUUUGCGACAUUCUACUUACUAUCUGACUCGUUUAAUUAAAUAACGGCGAAGAUCGGAUUUCCAGCUAGUACUCCGGAGUACAGUGUAUGGUGUCAUAGCUUUUCCGUUAAGCCUCUUCUUUUCCUCUUUUGGUUUUUCCUCAGGCGGUGACUCUCUCUCUCUCUCUCCCCCCUCCUCUCAGCUCUUCACACCUGUUUUCCCUCUUUUCUUCUUCUUUUCUCCUUCAGCUCUCCUCAGUCUUACCUCCUUCAUUCCCUAAUUACCUCAAAAUCCACCAACCGGCGCCCUUCCGGCUUCUUCCAGUCGCGAGGAUUGCCAUGACCAUCUUUCUCCGCCGAUAAAAACCGCGACCACUGCUACCACCACACCUCACAUCUAUUGAUUCCUUUCUAACCCGAAUGAGAACCAUAUUUUGUUCCAGUCUGCAAUGACCUUACAAUGUCAUGGCCCGAUUUGGGCCAUCGAUGAUGUUUCUCGCUGUUUCCAGCGCAACUAUCUCCAAUUCAUCUUACCAUUAACUGCCUGCGGUCUUUCUCUCCUAUUGAUCCUCCUUCGUAUCGCCUACCAACUGGUCGUGUCCCGUCAACGUGCGGCUUACAAGAUUUUACCCAACCAUGCGGUGGAUGACGAUACUCCCAAUGGCCAGGCUGUACAACCCGUGGAGAAUGAGAACCCCGACGAGUCGGAUCCCAUGCUCUCCAAGGCGACCCAAAGUGAACAGCUGUCGGUGGAAAUUGAUCGCCCUCGUGGUCAGAUCGCGCUGAUUGUCUUCGAAAUUGUCGCCCUGGUGGCUCAGGUCGUUCUCUUCGUCGUCGUGCUCUCUACCGAUGGCUGGGGUCAUCAUGGUUCGCUUCCUGCGAUCGGAAGAUUGGUCUCUUGGGGAUAUAUUCUGUUCCUGGUGUUGGUCCGACUGGUCCUGUCGACUCUGGACCUCGACUCGCUGCCUAGAAUUUGGAACCAUACGGCCGUUCUAUAUGGCUUACAGUGGAUCUUCACCGUCCUCAUUUUCCGAUCGGCACUCAUCCACCCCAUGUCGAAACGAGCCAUGACGUUCAACGUGGUCGAGUUCGCGUUAUCCUCGGUGCUGUUGUCCGUUACACUGCUGUCUCGUCGAGGAAACAAGCCGGUCUGGGUUCCGCGCGAAGAUGGUUUGGAGCCCCCGAGACACCCAAUGGCAAGCUUGUUUUCAUUGGCCACUUUCUCGUGGUUGAGCCCCCUGAUCUACAAGGGUUACCGGCAGCCUUUGGAGCUCCAUGAUAUCUGGAACCUGACCACGUCGCAGAAGGCUGCAGCCGUCCUUCAAGAUUUCCGUCACAAACAGCCCGAGGGCAAGUUGGUGUGGAGGCUUGGUCGUUAUUUUUACGGUACUCUAUUGCUACAGGGCGCGUGGACCGUCUUCUCGAAUCUCUUCACCUUUUUGCCAACGGUGCUCCUUCGCGUUAUCUUGCAGUAUGUCGAAGACCCUCGGUCCACCACGCCAAACGCAGCCUGGCUCUUUGCCAUCCUGUUGUUCUGCUCGAGCUCCAUCCAGGGAAUUGCCGAUGGACAGUCUCUCUGGAUUGGUCGUAAGCUGGGAGUGAAACUGCGUGCGAUCAUCAUUGGUGAAAUCUACACCAAAGCGCUGAGGCGCAAAGCGGGCGCGUCCACAGAUUCGGCCCCAAAGAAGCCCCAGGAACCAGCCAAGAGCAAUAAGAAGAAUAGCAAGUUCUUUUCUUUUGGUCGUAAGAAGAAGCAACAGCAGCAGUCUAACGGCACCGCCGACCCCGAAACCGCCUCCGCGAACAAAGACGAUGACAAACCAGAUCAGGUGGCCAACAUUGGAACCAUCAUUAACCUAAUGGCCAUCGACUCCUUCAAGGUCAGUGAAGUGGGUGCUUAUCUACACUUCCUGUGGGCCAGCGUGCCGGUUCAGGUCAUUAUUGCCGUCACUCUGCUCUACCAGAUCAUGGGCUUCAGUUCAUUUGCAGGCAUUGCGCUCAUGGUCCUCAUGCUGCCGGUGAACCUGUUGAUCGCCAAACAAUUUACCAAAGUCCAGAAGCAGAUUCUCGCCGGUACGGACGCUCGAAUCCACGCGACAAACGAGAUUCUUCAGAACAUCCGCAUUAUCAAGUACUUCGCCUGGGAGCAACGAUUCCAAGACAUCGUGGACGAGAAGCGUCGGGCAGAGCUCAAGGCCCUCCGCUUCCGCUACAUCAUCUGGUCAACUGCGGCUACUGUCUGGUAUGGAACACCAAUCCUCAUCACGUUCACGUCGUUCCUGCUGUACACGGCUGUAGAGCACAAGCGCUUGACCCCCUCGAUUGCGUUCCCGGCUUUGUCGAUGUUCUCUCUGCUCCGAGUGCCGCUGGACCAGCUGGCUGAUAUGGUCGCGCACGUCCAAGAGUCCAAGGUCUCCUUGGAUCGUGUGGACGAAUACUUGAACGAAGAGGAGACAGAAAAGUUUACUCAGCUCCACGAUACCAAUGUUACUGGGGAACCACCAAAAAUUGCCAUGGAGAAGAUGACCUGCUCUUGGGCCUCUUCCAAUGGACGCACACAGGGUGACGUCGCCAAUGACACGGACGCAUUCCGCUUGAUCAACAUGGACAUCGAUUUUCACGUCGGGAAACUCAAUAUCAUCGCGGGUGCCACUGGUUCCGGUAAGACGUCUUUGCUUAUGGCCCUUCUGGGUGAGAUGAACCUCGUAGACGGCACCAUCUAUCUGCCCGGUGGAUCGGCCAACCGAACUGAGCUUCCUGUCAACCCUCAAACUGGACUCAUCGAGAGUGUGGCUUAUUGCGCGCAGGAGGCGUGGCUGGUCAACGAUACGGUCAAGGGCAACAUCGUCUUUGCUUCGCCAUGGGACCAGCGCCGCUACAAUGCGGUCAUCAAGGCUUGUGCGUUGGAACGCGACCUGGCCAUCCUUGACGCGGGUGAUCAGACCUUGGUCGGUGAAAAGGGUAUCAGUCUUUCGGGGGGGCAGAAACAACGAAUUUCUUUGGCGCGUGCCAUCUACAGCAAAGCCCGACACCUCUUGCUGGAUGACUGUCUCAGUGCUGUCGACUCGCACACAGCCAAGCAUAUCUUCAGCGAAGCGCUAAUGGGUCCGCUGAUGAUGCAACGGACGUGUAUUCUGGUGACGCACAAUGUGGCUUUGACCAUCCCGCAAGCAUCGCAUGUUGUUGUCCUCGAGAACGGCAAGAUCGCGUCCCAAGGCCACCCGGAUAAGGUUGCAGCGUCCGGUGCUCUGGGUGAAGAGAUGCUCAAGUCGCGACCGACCUCUCGCUCAGGUUCCCAGCGUAUCUCCCGCGUGCCUUCGGACCUGGAACGACACCGCGACGAGGAGCCACCGUCUGCUAAUGGUACGGCAAAUGGCAAUUCUACUGGCCAGGCUGAUAAGGGUCAGGGCGAAGAUGCCAAGCCCAACCUUGUCGAAAAGAAAGCCGUCGGCAGUGUUAAAUCGUCGACCAUUGUCAUGUACCUUCGCGCGAUGGGACCCUGGUACUUCUGGAUUGCCGCCUUGCUGGUUUUCUGUCUGGAGCAGUUUGGAUCUGUGUCGACUAAUCUCUGGAUCCGGGAGUGGGCCAACGCUUAUCAGAGUGAGGAUUCCGCUCCGAACGAUGACACUGGUCGUUUGGCGGCCAUAACCGACCUUAAGAUGCCAUCUUUCAAUGCUGGGAGUGUUCCUCGCACGACAAUCACACGUGUUCCUCAUCUUGGCGCGCAGUCUGCCGGCGUCCAAGGUGCGAAUGAAGUCAACGUUUCUUACUAUCUCGGAAUCUAUCUUCUGCUCGGUUUUGGCUACCUGGCUAUCGCUCUGGUUAGAGAAGCGAUCCUUUUCUGGGGUUCCCUGAAUGCGUCGUCCAAGAUCCACAAACGUCUCCUGAAGACUGUCAUGCAUGCCAAGUUCCGUUUCUUUGACUCCACGCCCUUGGGUCAGCUCAUGAACCGAUUCUCCAAGGAUGUCGAGGCUGUCGACCAGGAAGUGGCUCCCGUGGCAAUCGGUAUGGCACACUGUCUUGCGUCUGUGGUGAUGAUCGUGGUUUUGAUUUCCGUGAUCACGCCCGGUUUCCUAAUUGCCGGUAUUUUCGUGACCAUGCUUUAUGUCGCUCUGGGUGCUGUGUACGUGAACUCGUCUCGUGAUCUCAAGCGACUCGAGUCGGUUCAGCGGAGUCCUCUGUACCAGCAGUUUGGCGAAACUUUGAACGGUAUCGUUACCAUCCGUGCCUAUGGCGAUGGCCCGCGGUUCAUCGUCGACAACCACAUCCGCAUCAAUUCCUACAACCGCCCUCAUCUCUACCUCUGGGCUAGUAACAGAUGGCUGGCGCUCCGAGUUGACAUCGCGGGUGCUUUGGUUUCCUUCUUCUCGGCUGCUUUUGUGCUGAUCAACAGCAAAACUAUCGACGCCGGUGCGGCUGGUUUGUCGUUGACGUAUGCCGUCACCUUUACCGAAAAUGUGCUGUGGCUCGUCCGUCUGUACUCUGAGGUGCAGCAGAGCAUGAACUCGGUCGAGCGAGUGAAGGAGUACCUCGACGUUGACCAAGAAGCGGAUGCAGUCCUUGCUGAGUCGAGACCUCCAGCGAACUGGCCGGACAAGGGUGCUGUGGAAUUCUCCGAGUACACCACGCGGUACCGCCCUGAUCUCGAACCCGUUUUGCGUGAGGUGUCGUUCUCAGUGCGACCGGGUGAGAAGGUCGGCAUUGUGGGUCGCACCGGAGCUGGAAAGAGUUCUCUGGCAUUGGCACUCUUCCGCGGUCUCGAGGCAGAGAAAGGACGGAUUGCCAUUGACGGCGUGGACACUGGCGCCAUUGGCUUGCGAGACCUGCGCGAGGCCAUUACUAUCGUCCCACAAGAUCCAACUCUUUUCACUGGAACAAUCCGGAGCAACCUCGACCCGUUCGGCUUGUUCACUGACGAGCAAGUCUUUACGGCGCUCCGUCGUGUGCACCUGAUUGGCUCCAGCACGUCUGGCUCCGUGACCCCGUUGACCACGCAAACCGCUAGCACCGCUUCAUCCACCGUGGCGCCGUCGAACGGUCCACAGGAAACCGGUACUGCCGACAACAAGAACAUCUUCUACAACCUGGAGAGUCCAGUGUCAGAGUCCGGUUCCAACCUGUCACAGGGACAGCGCCAGCUCCUCUGCCUGGCUCGUGCACUUCUUAAAAAUUCCCGCGUUCUCAUGAUGGAUGAAGCGACGGCGUCCAUCGACUACAGCACAGAUGCCAAGAUCCAGGAGACGCUCCGUGAACUGCGAAACAGCACCAUCAUCACGAUCGCGCACAGACUCCAGACCAUCAUUGACUACGACAAGGUCCUGGUGCUGGAUCACGGAAAGGUGAUUGAGUACGACCACCCGUGGGCACUUAUCACCAAGGAAGACGGACUCUUCCAGAGUAUGUGUCAGAACAGUGGGAAUAUGGAUGGCUUGGUGGAGGGUGCGAAGAGGGCGUGGGAGCACAAGCGGCUGGUUGAUGAUUCUUGAUUGCUUUUGCUAAGGAUUUAUGUUGACUAGUUGAUUCUGGUUUCUUAUUCUUAGUAGUAAUCUUUUAUUUGUGGUUUAUGCGAGGUAUAAAAAAAAAAUAAUGUUAUG